This is a messenger RNA of Aspergillus calidoustus, 1068 nucleotides long. Lineage: Eukaryota; Fungi; Ascomycota; Eurotiomycetes; Eurotiales; Aspergillaceae. The record is from the annotation of a GenBank genome assembly.
AUGCUCACCAUCGCGCAGAAGCUCGACUAUAUUCCGGCUGCCUUAUCAGUCGCGCUCACCUUUGUGUGGGCAGUGUUGACCGUUGCCUGGCGUGCCCCUCAAUAUCCCACCCACUGGCUGCUCCAUAUCGGGUACUCUGUGUUUAGAAAAAGCACAGCGCGUUUUUCGGCGCUUCAGAUGCAAUAUGUGUUACCAAGCACGAAUUUGGUGUACAAUGCGUGGAUUCGCUCUGUGCGACAGAAGCCCCUGACCCUGAAACUCGACCAUGGCGCGAUGGGCCAUUGGAUUGGCGACCCAAACUCCAAGAAUAUCCUGGUUUGGUAUCACGGUGGCGGCUUUGCGCUCCCCGCAAACAUCGGGUAUUUUAAGUUCUUCGCCCAGCUCGUCGCUGAUGCUGAGCGCCACGGCCAUCCGCUCGCCAUUUUCGCGUUAACGUAUACUCUCGCCCCAGUAGCCACAUAUCCCACGCAGUUGCGUCAAGCAGUGGAAGCGCUGCGCUACAUUCUCUUCGAGAAACGCCACCCAGCAAGCAACGUCAUGCUUGGUGGCGACUCCGCAGGCGGCAACCUAGUCGGCGGCGUCCUCUCGCACCUCGCACACCCACACCCGGCAAUCGAUCCCAUCAAACUCAAACUCGACGACCGCCUCGCAGGCGCAGUGAUGAUCGCCCCCUGGACUCUUCUUCAACCCGACAUGAGCGGCCGCGUCGUCGACUCCCGCGGCGACCUGAUUACCCCCCGUGUCGGGGAGAUUUGGGGACCAGGGUACCUUGGUGGUGCACCAAAUGACUUUUAUACUGAUCUGUCGAACGCACCGAUCGAUUGGUAUGCUAACUUCCCCAUUCGUAGGAUUCUAGUCUGUGGUGGCGAGCGCGAGAUCCUUUUCCCUGUGAUUGAAGACUUCGUGGAGAAGCUGCGCCAGGGAUUCAAAGGGGAUGUUGAAUUCUGUAUUGGCAAGGGCGAGGGGCAUGUUGCGCCUGUUUAUAAUCUGUACCUUGGGGAUAAGCGGGAGACGCAGCAGGGGGCCAAGGCGAAGGCAUUUAUCCGCGAGCUGUUGGAGAAGAUGUAG